CUCGUCCUCAACGUCGUCUUCUCUUUGUCAUCCACCUCCGUCCGACGCGCUCAGGAGGGAUCAACAACGACCAACCUUAUGGACACCGACUACCGACCACAACACACGCGCAAGCGCUCUUCCUCCGCCCGUCCACGUAUGCAGCAAGGACCAAUAGCAGGCGCAGACUACAGCGCAAACACCCUCGAUGCAAAGGUCGUCAUCCUCGGCAGGCAGGGUACGCAGCUUUUCAACAUCCACCCAUCCCUUGACAACCGCGCCUUUCUCCUUCUCAUCUCACCUCAUCCUCUUCCGCUCCCUUCUCACGCUCCGCUACUGACCCGAUUUGCAUUCCAGGCGUAGGAAAGACAUCCCUCGUCCGUCGCUACACGAGCAACACCUUCCACCCACCCUCGACACAAUCCACCACCGGCGCGUUCUUCGUAACCAAAAAAUGCACGCUCGACGGCGUCGGAGUCCGACUCCAAAUAUGGGAUACCGCAGGCCAAGAACGAUUCCGGAGCAUGGCACCCAUGUACAUCCGCGGCGCGCAUGCCGCUGUCGUCGUGUACGAUCUCACGAGCGAGCAGAGCUUCGAAGACGUUCGAGGGUGGAUAGACGAGCUCAAGAAGUCCACUCCACCAUCAACGCUCGUCUAUGUCGUCGGGUCCAAGUCAGACCUUUGUCCACAACAUCGUGCCGUCACCCCUUCACACGCUAGGGCAUCCCUACUCCGCUGGUAUCCCCCACCACCGCCAUCGACGAUCAUGUCCCCUCUCAGGCCCUCACCACCCCGUCGCCCAAGGCUCAUCUCCCUCCCCACCAGUCUGCCGAUGUCUCGCUCCACCCCCGCCCUCCAGCAGUUCCCAACAGUCCGCCACGCUCUAUCCGGCAGUGUGAGCGGCCCGCCCACACCGGGCGACAGAGGUCCCCUAACCGCCCCGCCAGUCGAAAGCAGCCAAUUUGGGUACGCGACCGGGCGGCCAAGGCUCGUCAGCAGCCCGAGCAGUCCCGCACACGGGAUGAGGCUCACCGCGAGCUCCGGGCCGAGCUAUAGCAGCCACAGCCACUCCAAUGGGCACGAUAGGCACGAUAAGCGAUCUAACGGCCAUGCGCAUUCCAUGUCCUACGCCCCUCCUGCACGUUCGGGCCGCGCUUGGAGCUGGGGUUCCUCUCCAGACGAAAAAGAAGAAUCUCCUUCCUUCCAACGGACACGGACGACCCACUCCACUGGCUCGCAUUUCCCCCCUGCCCAGAGCGCUUCCUACGACCCUUCCCCCGACCGGGGCUUGGUGCUCACUUCCUCCUCCGGGCCCGACUCGGCUGAAGAAGAGUCCACGUCCUCUCACACCACACCCGAGGAAGCGGAAGACGAAGAGCUGGAAGAAGACCGGCAGGGGAAUUGGGAGCUGGUCGAAGUAAGUGCUAAGGACGAUGUGGGCGUGCAGGGUCUGUUCGAGGGGCUGAUACGACGCUUGCUUGAGAGGAGGGGGGAGAUCAUGUAUGAACGGGAACUGAAGACUAGGGGCAGCGUCAUGCUACGCCCGAAUGAGGACUCGGGCGUCAAGAAGCUCGAAGAGGAGAGCAGGGGCUGGGGGGCGUGCUGUAGUGUGUGAGCGGUGAAGUGUAUGCGCCUCGAGUGCGCAUAUACCUGGCUUCCGAAGUUGAGAACCGACGACCGAAGUUGAAGACGGAAGAUUGGACAGAAGAUUGAAGAUUGAACAUGGAAGUGCUCUCCUUGAUGAAGCGCCAUAUCUCGCUCUACGUACCUGCUCAUCAGCAGACACUCGACUACCUCGACUCACCCGUCGACCCAGCGUCCAACGCACGCACCCGACUCUUUCCUCCGCCUGACCGGAAACUGGAUACACCCCGACCGAAAACGACGAACGAACAUACCACAUACCCCCAAAACAGCCCUGCCGCCCCACUGUGCGAUGCGGCCCGGAUGGCGACGGCGACGCAACAUGUCAUGUCAUGUGUAUUAUGUUACCACACGCACCACUACUCCCAACUUCUUUCGACCUUGCUCGACCUUGAUCUGCUUUCUGCUCGAUCUGCUAUGCGAUUGAUUCUCUGAUUCCCCCUCCUGCCUCUUGGCACUCGUUAUGACCACUUCUUGCAAUGCCCAUUUCGUUUCACUCAGUUCCAACUUACUCCAUUCCAACAGUUUCAGUCUCUUCUAUGCUAUUUCCAUUGUUCACUAGUGCAUCCCCAUACCACUUUCAC
This is a messenger RNA of Dacryopinax primogenitus, 2208 nucleotides long. RefSeq lists its product as uncharacterized. The annotation marks the transcript as partial. NCBI's taxonomy places the organism in Eukaryota, Fungi, Basidiomycota, Dacrymycetes, Dacrymycetales, Dacrymycetaceae. Gene Ontology annotation, molecular function: GTPase activity; GTP binding. The transcript is spliced from 2 exons. The record is from RefSeq and is a predicted model, not a curated record.